UUCGAGGACCAGGAGUGAACAACCUGGGACUCUUGUUGGCCAUGGCUUCUCUGCGCGGCUUGCUGGGAUGUUCGCAUCGGUGGCUGGGAACGAACCAAGAAGAAGAUCCUCGGGAAUCACCAUCAACGAGGGGGCUUCACAAGACAUGGGGUUCGAUCGUAUCAAUCGAGGAAAGAAGGCAGUUGUCGCUGGUCCUGGCAAAAAGGGACGCAAGAAGUAUAUCAAGGACCUCAUUGAGGAACUCAUGGUGAAGACCAAGCACGAGUUAGAAGAGCUCUGUAAGAAGGAUCGUAUCAAGUAUGUGAACAAGAAGAUCACUACUGCUGCUCUGGCUAAGCUACUUGCUAUUGACGCUUAUGGUGAGGAUGAUGAUGAUGAAAUCUCCGAGGAAGAAUCUCAAGAGCACAACCCCUCUUGAUAAUCUGGUGACCUACCUUCCUCUUGGACCUCCCUUGAAUGUAUAAGAGAAUGAAGGAGGAAUGAAGGGUGGCAAGGGAA
Molecule: messenger RNA, 498 nt
Organism: Chara braunii
Lineage: Eukaryota; Viridiplantae; Streptophyta; Charophyceae; Charales; Characeae
Source: the annotation of a GenBank genome assembly